This is a messenger RNA of Cornus florida, 1103 nucleotides long. Its product is annotated as cytochrome c oxidase subunit 5b-1, mitochondrial-like. Gene Ontology annotation, cellular component: mitochondrial envelope. The transcript has 6 exons. Gene Ontology annotation, biological process: mitochondrial electron transport, cytochrome c to oxygen. The record is from RefSeq and is a predicted model, not a curated record. The coding region runs from base 207 to 701 and encodes 164 amino acids. NCBI's taxonomy places the organism in Eukaryota, Viridiplantae, Streptophyta, Magnoliopsida, Cornales, Cornaceae.
UAUUUUCUCACGUGCAAGCGCACCCCAUUGGUUCCACUGCCAAGCUUCCCCCACUUCGCCAAUUUCUUGACGCAUUUCAUUUCCAUAUUAGCUGAAACAAAAUUCCUAGAGAGAAUAGAGAGAGAUAGAGCGCCGGAGCAUUUUGAUCUACGAAACAGGGGUCGACGUCGACCUGAUAUCAAAGCGAACCCUAGAAUCAAAAGACCAUGUGGAGAAGACUCUGUACACAGUUCCCAGUCCAUUGCCGAUCGCUUUCCAAUCCAAAUCGGUUCGUCGCCGGCAAUGUCUCUUCUUCUCCCUCGCCGUUUCCGCCAUCCGCCACUUCCUUCUCUCGCCGUUUCUCUUCCGCUUCUGCAGAGAAUGUAGUUUCCAAGAAGAGAGUUGAAGAUAUAAUGCCUAUUGCCACUGGACACGAGCGCGAAGAGAUUGAAGCUGAGCUUCAAGGACGUAAAAUUCUGGAUGUUAACUUUCCUGUUGGUCCUUUUGGUACGAAGGAAGCACCUUCUGUCAUCAAGUCCUAUUAUGGCAAAAGGAUUGUUGGAUGCCCUGGCGGUGAAGGCGAGGAUGAGCAUGAUGUGGUUUGGUUCUGGCUAGAGAAAGGCAAGCCGCACGAAUGCCAUGUGUGCUCGCAGUAUUUUGUGUUGGAAGUGGUUGGCCCAGGAGGUCCUCCAGAUGGGCAUGACGAUGAUGACGAGCACUGAUUGCAGUUCUGCCAGAAAGAAAUCUGGUGAGACGAUGAUACAGAGUCUGGUCUAUGAAUUCAAAAGCUGUGUUUUGUUUGCUUUUGAUUGAUGGGUCUUCAGUUCUCAUUGCUGAUGCAUUGGCAAGAUUGAGUCCCAUAUAGUUCUCUCUUAUUUUGGAUAUUAAACAUGGGCUGGUGAUUUCUUAGCAUUUUGGAUUCUUUUAGUUUUCUCCAAAGCAUCACCAAAUAAUUGAUAGCUACAAUCUUUGUUCUUUUGAAAAAAUUAGUUGUUUUAGUAAGCAGUGGAUUUACCAUCAUUGUAGUAGCCACACCUCUUUGGUGGUUGCUUCAUUACGAGAUUGUAUAAUGCAAGGGAUUUGACUUUCUUACUAAUGGAAUCGACAAGGAUUUUUCUCCAAAA